Messenger RNA from Dracunculus medinensis (Guinea worm), 435 nucleotides. The record is from the annotation of a GenBank genome assembly. NCBI's taxonomy places the organism in Eukaryota, Metazoa, Nematoda, Chromadorea, Rhabditida, Dracunculidae.
AUGAUGUGUUCACGUCAGAUAGAAUUUGUAGUUGCCAACCGGCUUUUGGGUAUUUUAUGUGUCACAUUAGGCGAUUGUUUAUUCGUUUGGAUUGGAGAAAAAGCGGAGAUGAAAACGCUGAAUUUUUCGUUUGAGAAGAUGGGAAUGAAUCUAUUGCAAUCGUUGGAUGACAUUGCCACAAAUUUUACGACAAAGUUGAGUCGCCUUUUGCCGAAGAAACAACAGAAAGCCGUUAGCGAUGAAAUAAUUGUAAAAAAAACGCCGAAAGGAAAAUUGGAUAAGGCAAUUGAUGAAGAUAAACCGUAUGAAGAUCCAUAUCUACCUCGACAUCCUGGAAAUGUUAAUCCAAAAACGGGUGAAGUUGGUGGCCCAGCUGGUCCAGAACCAACUCGUUAUGGUGAUUGGGAGCGCAAAGGCCGUGUCACCGAUUUCUAA